AUGGACACGGACCAAGGCCGCCUCUCUUACGACGGCCUCCCUCAUGUCCCCGAUUCGACACUCGGGCACAAUCCAUACUCGCAACCAUUGCAAGGGCAGGCGCUUAGGCGUCCUCCAGGUGUCUACGACCUGACAUAUGAAAACAGGAGACAGCCACAAGGCCAGAAAGCGAGGAUUCUGGACCUGCAGAAACCCACUCUUCUCAUACUCGGCGGCCUACUCUGCAUCCUGAUAAUCGUCGGCGCCGUCGCCGGAGGCAUGGGCGCCGCGCUCGCGGCAUUGAAUCGCAAAAUUGCAGACGCACAGCGAAGUGCCGUCACCGCGGCGUUUUCGACGUAUCGCGCCAGCGCCACGGGAACAGCAUCUUCCGCAUCGUCUUCGACCGCAUCUGGAUCCACAACGGCCGUGCCAACAGCAUCUACCACCGGCACGAUAAUAGAGUCGUCGUCUCUGACGAUUGUGCGCGAUUGCCCCUCCAGCAAUGGCAGCACGACGACCAUCUCCGUCUCUCCAGAACAGCGCUUCGUGAAGCACUGCAGCUUCCUCUUCGACACUCACCCUUCAAAUGCCUUCGGGAACUACACGACGUCGUUUGAUGCCUGCAUCGGCUUGUGUGCAAGCUAUAACGUACUCACGUCGCCAGAUGCGAAGAAGUGCAAUGGGGUGGGGUGGCGAUGGGGAUCGGAUCCCCCGUGGGGGGCUUUUUGGGAUGUGUUUUGGGCUGGUUGGGUUGACGGGGGCUUCGGGGAGGCUUGCGGACGGAUCGACUACGAUUACGCCUGUGGAUAG
Molecule: messenger RNA, 789 nt
Organism: Mytilinidion resinicola
Lineage: Eukaryota; Fungi; Ascomycota; Dothideomycetes; Mytilinidiales; Mytilinidiaceae
Exons: 2
Coding region: 1-789 (262 amino acids)
Source: RefSeq, a predicted model, not a curated record